Olea europaea var. sylvestris is the source of this 1509-nucleotide messenger RNA. RefSeq lists its product as uncharacterized. Lineage: Eukaryota; Viridiplantae; Streptophyta; Magnoliopsida; Lamiales; Oleaceae. The transcript is spliced from 4 exons. The record is from RefSeq and is a predicted model, not a curated record. The coding region runs from base 1 to 1509 and encodes 502 amino acids.
AUGGCGCUAAAAUUUUACUUGACGACCACAUUAGCAUCGCUCCGUCAAUCUUCUACACGUCCUCACGACCCGUUCUUAUCUGAAAAUAUUGUAAGACAUAACACACCAACAUUUCUUAGGAAUUUCUUAAGAAUCCCCAUAUCCCUUAGGAUUUCUCCUUCAGAAGUGGCAGGUGGUUCUUCUUCUUGGCCUGCAUGGCAAGUUGAUCUUGGGAAGUGCAUGGCGACAGUAGGGUUGGUCGAUUUGAAGUUUGAUGGCUGUUUAUAUACAUGGUCUAAUAAGCAUGUAUCUGAUCCUACUCUCGAGAAACUAGAUCGUGUAUUGGUGAAUUCGAAGUGGGAGGAAAAAUUUUCGGGAUCGUCAGCUACAUUUCGUACUGCUGGUGUGUCGGAUCAUUCACCUAUGGUUGUAAAGGUUGCAGAGUUACCGCGUAGGAAGAUUCCAUCCCCCUUCUUUGAUUAUUGGAUGGAUCAUUCAGAUUUCUUUCCUUUGGUGGCUCAGGUUUGGGGUGAAACAGUAUUGGGAACCCCAAUGUUUUGUCUGUGUUCAAAGUUGAAGAAGUUAAAGCUUGCCUUGAAAAACUUUAAUAAGGAGCAUUUUUCAGAACUUCCUACAAGAUUUACUCAUGCUCGGACUGAUAUAGAGCAUGUUCUGUGUUUGAUUCAGCAAUCGCCUUUGGAUUCAUCUCUACAUAGGGAGGAGUCUCGGUUACAAAAGGAACUUUGUAAGUUGAGCAGGGCUGAAGAAGGCUUUUUGAGACAAAAAGCUCAUGUUAAGUGGCUGAAUUUAGGAGACCAAAACACUGCUUUCUUCUUCAAGGCUAUGAAAAGUCACUAUGGGAAGAGUAAGGUGGUUUCUAUUUGUAAAGACGAUGGUACUAGAGUGGAGGAGCCGCAUGAGGUCAGUGAAGCCAUUGUUGCGUUCUAUCAAAAUCUCCUUGGUCAGCAGCCUACUGGUGAGAGUCUAGAUACGAACUUGCUCCGUAAAGCUCUUCCUAAAAGUAUCUCUGCAGUGCAGAAUGAAAAUCUUGAUAGAGAUGUGUCAUUUAAGGAAAUUAAAGAGGUCUUGUUCUCGUUGAAAGACAAUAAGGCUCCAGGGCCUGAUGGUUUUAAUGCAGGUUUCUUGAAGAGGACUUGGAAUAUUGUGGGAAAUGAUGUGCUAUCUGCCAUUAAGUCCUUCUUUGACUCGAGGAAGCUAUUGAAGCAAGUCAAUGCUACUACCAUCACAUUGGUUCCUAAGGUUCCAAAUCCUUCUCAGGUAAAGGAAUUUAGGCCUAUCUCCUGUUGCAAUAGUAUUUAUAAAUCUAUUGCUAAGCUUAUUGCCGAUAGAGUUAAAAUGGUGCUCCCAGACAUUGUUGGACCUCAACAAAUUGCUUUUGUUAAAGUUUUAAUGGUGCUUGGUUUUCCUGAGAGAGUUGUUAGGUGGAUUACUCAUGUGUCACUACCACUCGAUUUUCGAUUUCCAUUAAUGGGGAACUGCAUGGAUUCUUUGCUGGUGGGCGAGGUCUAA